Messenger RNA from Humulus lupulus (European hop), 1379 nucleotides. RefSeq names its product 1-aminocyclopropane-1-carboxylate oxidase homolog 3-like. The transcript has 3 exons. Lineage: Eukaryota; Viridiplantae; Streptophyta; Magnoliopsida; Rosales; Cannabaceae. The coding region runs from base 77 to 1195 and encodes 372 amino acids. The record is from RefSeq and is a predicted model, not a curated record.
GAAUGACCAUUUUAUAGUACAAAAUCUGUAUGUAAGAGAAGUGGAUGAUAUCAAAGCCUCUUGAAUUGAGAACAAAAUGGCAGUGACAAGCUCAGAUGCAGCCUCUUUCAAGGGUGAUUAUGAUAGAGCAAGUGAAGUUAAAGCUUUUGAUGAGUCCAAAAUUGGAGUGAAAGGGCUUGUUGAUGGUGGGAUUACUCAGAUUCCUCGUUUCUUCCACAAGUCAGUAUGUGAUGACAGUCCUGUUCUAAGAGAUGCCCAGUUCAGUAGAAUUCCAGUUAUAGACCUUGGGAGUCUCAGUGGAGACUCAUUAAGGCGAAGAGAGAUUGUUGAUAGAGUGAGAGAAGCUUCUGAAAAUGGAGGGUUCUUUCACAUUGUCAACCAUGGCAUUCCAGAAAGUGUCAUGGAGGAAAUGAAAGAUGGUGUUAGAAGAUUUUUUGAACAAGACAACGAGGUGAAGAAAGAGUGGUAUAGCAGAGAUUUCAGUAAGCCAAUGGUCUAUAACACCAACAAUAGUCUGUAUACCUCUCCAUCUGCUGAUUGGAGGGAUACGUUUACUUAUCGAAUGGCUCCUGACCCUGCUAAACCAGAAGACUUACCCCUUGUAUGCAGAGACAUACUUGUGGAGUACUCGAAGCAAGUAAUGAAAGUAGGGAUUUUUCUAUUCGAGUUGAUCUCUGAGGCUCUCGGGCUGAAUCCAAAUCACUUGAACAACAUAGAUUGCGCAGAAGGUCAACUAUUCUUUUGCCAUUACUAUCCACCAUGCCCGCAGCCAGAACUAACUAUGGGAGCAACCAAGCAUGCUGAUAUGGACUUCCUUACUGUGCUGCUUCAAGAUGACAUUGGUGGUCUACAAGUUCUCAUUGACAAUAAAUGGAUUGAUGUUCCCCAUCAACCUGGAGCUCUAGUGGUAAAUAUUGGAGAUCUUCUUCAGCUUAUAACAAAUGACAGAUUCAAAAGUGUUGAGCAUCGAGUUUUGGCGAGCCAUUUGGGUCCCAGAAUAUCUAUUGCAAGCUUUUUUUGCACAGGUGUAAUUCCAACCUCAAAACUGUAUGGACCCAUUAAGGAGUUGUUAUCAGAAAAUAACCCCCCAAAGUACAGAGAAACUACUGUGAAGGACUAUAUUGCUUAUUUUGGUACAAAAGGCCUUGAUGGGACUAGGCUCUUGGAUCACUUCAAGCUCACCAAAACAGAAUGAUGAAGGUUGAGACUUAGUGUUACAAAUGGCUUCUAGACUAAAUAAAAUCGAAUAAUCAAUGAUAUGAUUAUGUACUGAAUUGUGCUGUCUUAUUGUUGAUGAAAUUAUUGUGUACUUUGAUGAUGAUAUGCCCUGUCAUAACCGCUAUUACUUUUAUAAAUAAACAUAUAUAUUAUUCUCUUUU